Molecule: messenger RNA, 699 nt
Organism: Aspergillus fumigatus Af293
Lineage: Eukaryota; Fungi; Ascomycota; Eurotiomycetes; Eurotiales; Aspergillaceae
Source: RefSeq, a predicted model, not a curated record
AUGUCUCAUCAAAAACAGGUCCAAAAUAACAACACCGAAGAUGACAUGUGUGUAGUCGGCGGUACAAUUGUCCCAGUGGCCUCGGACGAGCAUAAGAUACUCGAACAUGCUGAGCAAGGACCAAAUCCUGGACCACCUUCGGCCCAGGGCGAGAGCGUCGGGGAUAUUUUUAAACGCCGCAUGAAGGACCAUCGCCGCUUGAGACGCUGGAAGGCUUGGUUUGAGGCACAACAGAUCUUCAUAAAUACUACUGGGCAGCAAUUCGCCGCAGAAAAUCGAGGACAGGGGCCGGUCCUUGUGCCAGAACCCGCUUGGUUGCAUCGACAGGCGGCUCUCAUGGGACAAGAGGCGGUGCGCAUAGCACAGCAAGUGCCUUAUAUGGAACAGCAGCCAGGCUUUGGAGCACAGACUGUCUUGACCCCUGAUACGCCUCAGCAUGACAGUCAAGUGGCAGGCACCAAUAAAAAUCGUAUGUCUGUUCUAGAGGAAGCCCUUGACGGCACAGAUCCGCCACUACUCGCAAGCUCCAAGCAAUCUCUUGCAGAGUACCUGAUCUUCAAGAAAAGACCAUGUUCGAGUCGCAGAAACUCUGAGCCAAUAGAUAUUCUGCCUUUCGCGACUACAUCAACGCUACCACUGCCGAGUUGGAUGAUCCAUUUGCGCAGGAUGACGCUACCGAUUUUGGACUCCUUGCAUUGA